AGCCUGUGAUUUGGGACUUUCCAAUGGGGAAGUGAACAGAAACUGCCACAGACCCGGCCGUGAACAGGGAGUUACCCUCGGCUGGUGAAUGCAGCAAGGCAGGCCUGGCUGAGGUUGGUGAGACUGCGAGGGACAGGUGAGAGAUGAAGCUCAGAAGACAUCUUUGCAGAGAUGUGGAGAAGCCAGGAGGAAGUCACCUCUGUGCCCUCCCUAAAAUAAACCUGACCUCCCGUGGGUUCCCAGACACUAACUUGUUUCCCUGGGAAUUUGCAGCUUUGACCAGAACCUGGUAACAGAUGUGGAUGGCCUUGAACCACCAACUCAGCUUAUACGGAAGGCAAGACUGAAGGCUUCCUAGAUUCCAGCUUUUUGGAAAUUUUAGCAUUCAGGUGCCAGGAAUACAGAUGGGAGAGCCAGUGCCAGAAACAGGUCCAGCCGUACUCCUCGAUGAAUACUGUGGGUUCCCAGCAUUUUCAGACGCUUAUUCCUCAGCUGGUGACUCCGUGUAUACUUACUUCAGUGCUGUUGCUGGACAGGAUGGUGAACUGGAUGCUGAAGAACUUCAGAGAUGUUUGACACAGUCUGGAAUUAGUGGAACUUACUCUCCCUUCAGUUUGGAAACCUGCAGAAUUAUGAUUGCCAUGUUGGAUAGAGAUUACACAGGAAAACUGGGAUUUAGUGAAUUCAAAGAGCUAUGGGCAGCUCUUAAUGCCUGGAAGCAAAACUUCAUGACUGUUGAUCAAGAUGGAAGUGGCACAGUAGAACAUCAUGAGUUGCGUCAAGCCAUCGGUCUUAUGGGUUAUAGGUUGAGUCCUCAAACAAUAACUACUAUUGUUAAACGUUACAGCAAGAAUGGCAGAAUUUUCUUUGAUGAUUAUGUUGCUUGCUGUGUGAAGCUUCGAGCAUUGACAGAUUUCUUUAGGAAAAGAGACCACUUGCAACAAGGGUCUGUGAAUUUCAUGUAUGAUGAUUUUUUGCAGGGCACUAUGGCAAUUUGAAUGUUCAGAAUUCUAAACCUGAAGAGACACUGUGAAUUCUUUUGCUUGGAAGAAGUGAACUGGACUACUUUAAAACUUUUAAGCGUUUUCCAUGUUCUUCCUACCCGUUAAGUCUCUCUUCACUUUCUGUGUGUUUUUAUUUUAGCAGAUAGUUCAAAACAAUAAAAGAUUUAAAAAAAUUUUGGUGUAUUACUGCUUUUGGAUAAGUUAUUUUACAAAUAUGUGCAUAUUGUCAUAAAAUAUUGGUGUAUGAUUGAUUUAAAUAAUGCUUAGCCUUAAUUUUUAACAAUGUAAAUUUAGAGGAAUGUACUUUAAAAGAUAGAUUGUAUAAGAAGCCAGAUGAUGAAAGCCUAGAAAAAACUAAUUUAUACUUAUCUGAAGGUUACAAAUCAGACUUUAAAUUUUGUUUGUAGUUGGUGGUGUUUGAGGGCCAGCUAGAAAUGAAAGCCUGGAUUUUGUGCUGUGUUCGUAAUAUAGUUUAUUCCUUGAUCAAAUAAUCAGAGAAAAAACACUUAAAGGUCUUUGUCCGUGAAGAAGAAAGUUAUCUCCCCAGUCAAAUCUGUGGUGGGAUAAGACUACAGAAGGCAUUAUUUUUUCCUUUUUAAUUUUUUGUUGUGUAUAUUUUUCUUCAAUAUGUUUUAUUGUCUUCUCUAAGCAAAAAGUUCUUAAUAAACAAAGUAUUUCUCUCUGCACCCUAUUUCAUUAGUGAAGACAUAGUUCCCCUAAAAUGGCAUCCUCCUCUAAAUCUAGACUUUUUGGAAAUGGUGUAUAUUUUUGAUGAUAUGUCAACAUUCAAAAUUGUCCUAAUUAAAUUGUUGUUUAAAUGUAAUUUCAGCUGUUUAUAAAGUUAAAAAAAAGUAAUUAACCACUCCAAUUGCUCAGAAAUUAUACAUUUGACUUAUUUGACAAUAUUAACAUUAGUGGUGGCUUUGCCGUUAAAAACCCAGUAAGUAUAUUGAGUGCAUCUAUGUGAUGUGGUGUUUUGAGCAUAGUAGGCACCACAGCAACUUUUCUGAGUGGUACUAAAACUGCCGAAAAUGCAAAGUAGAAUCACCAGAUCUUUCGUGUGCAAUAUCCCUGGUAUAAGAUGUUAUGAUUAAUGUGAUUUCUUUAUUGGCAAACACCUCAUGUCUAUCUUAGUGAAGAUUUAAUAAACCACAUAUUUUUCUUACGCUUUAAAUGCGUAUCUUCCAAUCUAACAGUGAGUGACAUAAUUUUAUGACUGCUGACCAAAUUAAUUUAUAGAUUUUAUAAAAUCCCAUGUUUCUUAAUGGAUGAAGGAUAGAUGGCAAUAUCUUGAACAAAACCUUUUAUAAACUUACAGAAUUUUAAAUCAGCUUUCACUUUAAAAAAUCCUGGAAAGGAAGUAAUGCACUUGACACUGAUAAUUUUAUAUAAUUUGCUGUCAGAUUCACUUGGUCAGUUUUAUAAAAGUAUGUGAAUAAGUAAUCCACAUAAUUUUGUUCUCUGGCUUUUUUUUAUGAACAUAUAUUUGAUAAUGUGAGAGGACAUUAACUGAGCUGGUAAAUUAAAGAAACAGAAUUCUAAUUAGAAGUGUAGGAAAAAGCAAAUGUAAAAACACUAUGUGUCGUUCACGUUGAAUGGUGAUAAUGUGACUCAGCAGCCUGUAAUCUCAACAUCCAGGUUAUACAGAUGGUUGUUACUGAACUAUUCUGUGGUCAACUAUGAUUAUCUCUCUUACUUGGAGGCUCACAGUUGAGGUAAAACUUUUAAAAUGACAAAUGGUAUUAUGCAAGUUUCUGCCAAAUGACACUCUGUCUUAGAACUCUUUAACACAAUUCUCAUCUAAAAAUGUUCCUAUUACUUUUGGUCAUAGAAGGUCUAUGAAGGAGCUUCCAUGGCCAAACAUAUUUAGAAACUCUCGCUUUCUAAAGCUUGAUAAGGUAUAUUAGCAUCUGAAAGCCUAAGGUUAAUAAAAUCAGUCAUGUUUAAUUUUAUUUGGCCCAGUUUUUUCCAAACUUUUUGACCACAGAACCCCUUUCUCUAGCAAAACUAACAUUCUAUGCCGAUCCAACUUAAUUGCCAGGCAACUCUUCUGCACUUUACAUUAAACAGACAAACUUAUAUUCACAGAAACAUUAGGCCUACAGAAUAUUUUACCAGAAUUUUUAUACUGAAAUACAGUUCACUUUUUGAUGCUUUAAAAAUAACUGAUAAAAUAUUUUUAUGAUGAACAUGACUGCAAUAUGAAUAUAGUAUAGUAGUUUGCACUGGUUAACUCACACCCCAGUUCUUUUAUGAUGAUGUUAAUUAUUGAAUAAUGUACACUCUUAAUGUAUAAGUGCUUUUAUUUAUACAGUAAACAUGUUUCCAUGUCAUUUUGAGAAUUUUUUUAAUAAACAUUCAAAUAGCUUGCUGUAAA
Messenger RNA from Macaca mulatta (Rhesus monkey), 3381 nucleotides. The record is from RefSeq and is a predicted model, not a curated record. Lineage: Eukaryota; Metazoa; Chordata; Mammalia; Primates; Cercopithecidae.